AUGUCCCACGUCCCACCAACCCAGUCCAUUCUCAAUCCAGAAGAACCGAAAGCACCAGCCCCUGCACCUCAGUUCCAGCAAUUCCAAUCUCAAUCCAAAUUACUACCAAUUCCAAUCUCAAUCCAAAUCGAAGAGAGACCAAGAGUUCGAAGAAGGUCUGAACCGCUUACGCAAAGAGUAUGCUACAGCUCCAACCCUUGGUUGUUCCAGCAAUUCCAAUCUCAAUCCAAAUUACUACCAAUCUCAAUACAAAUCGAAGAAGGUCUGAACCGCUUACGCAAAGAGUAUGCCACAGCUCCAAUUGAGAGAAAGUUGUUGCUAAAUUCAGUAAAAAUAAUGUUUAGGUGA
This is a messenger RNA of Trichomonas vaginalis G3, 348 nucleotides long. RefSeq lists its product as uncharacterized. The record is from RefSeq and is a predicted model, not a curated record. The transcript has a single exon. The coding region runs from base 1 to 348 and encodes 115 amino acids. Lineage: Eukaryota; Parabasalia; Trichomonadida; Trichomonadidae.